AUGGCUACCAAGCUCAGGAUAUUAGUACCUGUCAAGCGGGUCAUUGACUAUGCUGUAUGGCGCCCUCAACCGCAUUUCUGAUCUCUCGACGCACCCCAGGACUGACCAUUGAGCCGAACAGGUCAAACCCAGAGUCAACAAGGCCCAGACGGGCGUCGAGACGAACGUCAAACACAGCAUGAACCCGUUCGAUGAAUUAUCGGUGGAAGAAGCAGUACGCAUGCGCGAGAAGAAGAAGCCUGUGGAGGACAUUCUCGCUUUCUCCGCCGGACCCGCAAAGAGCCAGGACAUUCUGCGGACAGCAAUGGCCAUGGGUGCAGACCGUGGGAUCCAUGUCGUCGAGGAGAAGACAGAGUUGGAGCCGCUGGGAGUCGCAAAGCUACUGAAGAAGGUGGUAGAGCAAGAGGACCGGAAUCUUGUCAUUCUCGGCAAGCAGAGUAUCGAUGACGAUGCGAAUCAGACGGGACAGAUGCUUGCUGGAUUACUGAACUGGCCACAAGCGACAUCAGCAAGCCAGGUCGAGAUCGACGGAGACUCGGUCACCGUGACCAGGGAAGUAGAUGGCGGCGUGGAAACGCUCAAGACCAAGCUACCGAUGAUCAUUACAACGGAUUUGCGAUUGAACGAGCCGAGAUACGCGAGCUUGCCGAACAUCAUGAAGGCGAAAAAGAAGCCGCUAGAUAAGAAGACAUUGGCAGAUUAUGGGCUUGAUGGGACCAAGAGGUUGAAGACGGUCAAGGUUGAAGAGCCAGCGCCAAGACAGGGCGGCGGCAAGGUGGAGGAUGUGGACGGCAUGAUCAGCAAGUUGAAAGAAUUGGGUGCACUCUAG
Lecanosticta acicola is the source of this 829-nucleotide messenger RNA. The record is from the annotation of a GenBank genome assembly. Lineage: Eukaryota; Fungi; Ascomycota; Dothideomycetes; Mycosphaerellales; Mycosphaerellaceae.